This is a messenger RNA of Xiphophorus maculatus (southern platyfish), 2179 nucleotides long. RefSeq names its product transmembrane protein 198-like. The record is from RefSeq and is a predicted model, not a curated record. The transcript is spliced from 5 exons. The coding region runs from base 324 to 1352 and encodes 342 amino acids. Gene Ontology annotation, cellular component: plasma membrane. Lineage: Eukaryota; Metazoa; Chordata; Actinopteri; Cyprinodontiformes; Poeciliidae.
GAGAGAGAGAGAGAGAAAAACAGAUUUGCAUAAAGCAGGGAGAGGAACAAAACGAUGCCGCUCGUGUUGGAGGAAGCCUCCUAGUUUGAACACAGCCUCGGGAUAAAGUGAGAGAAACCCGGCUCUCCUCGGUAGCUAGCUUCCCUGUCUUUGUGUUUUUGAAUGGUGGGCAGUUUUUCCUGCCUGAGCGGAUUGUCAAGGAGAAGUUUCAGCUGGAGAAUCGUCACUAAUCCUGUACAGAUGGACCUUAGAUAACAGCAGCUGCGGGUCUGCCUUAAUCUUGGAAGUUCAGCCGACCUCGAGGCGUCCAUCAUCCAACCAAAAUGGCUGAUCCCACUGGGCUGAGCCCCGAGGUCGGGGGGGCAGGUGUGGCCGAGGUCAACGCCUGUAGUUUGGAAAUUGAGCGAAAAUAUGACAUCAUCCCUACCAUCAUCUGCUCCAUGUGUUGCCUUUUUGGCAUCAUCUACUGUUUCUUUGGUUACCGCUGUUUCAAGGCCGUCAUGUUCCUGUCCGGUCUCAUGUUCGGCUCGGUCAUCAUCUUCCUGCUGUGCCACAAGGAGCACAUUCUGGACACUCAGCUGAGCGUGGAGGCCAGCGCAGGCAUCGGCCUCGGCAUCGGCCUGCUAUGCGGCCUGGUCACCAUGCUGGUGCGAAGCGUCGGCCUCUUCAUGACCGGCCUGCUGCUGGGACUCCUGCUGGCUCUGGCCGGCCUGCUGGUCACUCACCAGUUCUACACGCCGACCACGCUCUGGGUGCCUCUGGGCACGCUGCUGGGCACCGGCAUGCUGUUUGCUGUGCUGACGCUGCAGUGGCAGAAGGCCUUCACCAUGCUCUCCACGGCCGUGUUCGGAGCUGCUAUCAUGACCGUGUGCGCCGAUUACUUUGUGGAGAUGCUGGCUCUUGCCAAUCACGUAUAUGACUGCUUGCGCCUCACGCCCGGGCCGGCGCUGUGCUGGUACAGCUGGGUCAUUCUGGGCAUCUGGCCCGCCCUCAGCCUCAUAGGAGUACUGAUCCAGUGGAAGAUGACGGGUGACAGCUUCUCACACACUGAGGUUGUCAUCAGCCGGAGACAGAAGCGGGUUCAGCUGAUGCGGAUUCGAGAGAAGGACGCCAAGAAGCGACAGCAGGCAGGUGGGCAGGAAGGCACAUACCGCCGUAAAGCCACCCCAGUGAAACGCUACGCUGGGGAUCUACUGGCACCGAGCUACCUGCAAAGUCUGCGAGAUCGGCAGAUGGGAACAGGUACUUCCCUUAGCAGCCUCGGCACCACCAACCCGACCAUGGUCGACAUGGACUGCGAGACCGGAUCCAUGGUUCCCCUCACAGCCACGACUCCAGUCGUCAGGGUCUGACCAACGCAGAGCAAAAAGGCAGGACUUCCUGAUUCCUGGUGGGAGGUAUCUUCAUCAGGAGAUUCCUUUGGUUAGGGGGUCUUCCUCACGCAGAGCAGCUCAUGCCAACUGCUCUAGCGUCUCUAAUUGCUGUGAAGUAGAUCUGGUAGCGAGGAUGUGUUUUUUUUUUUUUUGUUUGUUUUGCGGUGAGUCCUGUGUGUCAAACAGAAUGCCACUGAGGGAUAACAAGCAUCGAACUCUGUUUUGAUGGUGUUAAAACCACUAUGACCACUGUGUUUCUCAGAGAAACAGUAUCCAGUCGAUACUAACAGAAUAAGGUCUCCCAUUUCCACUUAUUGUGUAUUUGAUACACAGCAACAACUGGAAGCCUCAGAAACAGACGUAUCUCUGCAUUUAGUGUACUGUACUUCAGAAGUUAGCCAUUACCAUGAAGAGUUUUAGUAUUACACGUCUUACAUGCUAGUUGGGUGGUUGUAGGAUUUGAUGAAGUAAUGCGUUUGAUUUUAUGUACUUCUUUUAUUUUUAGAGAUGCACCAAUCUUUUGUUUUUCUGCUGAUUUUCAAAACGUCUUUGAGGUCUGAGCAGAUUAGUGUUUUAGUUUCUGUAAAACAUGUGCUGCAGGUUCCUCAGUAGACGUUCUAGUGUUGAAUUUAAUAUAAAAUGAACGGCAAAAACAUCCCCAUUUAUUCAUCACAGCACUUCCCCUAAUAUUUAUCUGAACUAUUCUGAACUCCCUAACCUUUAUCUGAGGUUCAGUGAAAAACACAUCAAGGUACCUGCUGUUGGUUUUGUUUAACUUACAGCAUUAAAAUGUAAAUAUGUUCAGU